UUCAAAUCAAACGGUAACAGUUUCUUCCAUCCUUUUUCUUAAUGGCGAUUGCUCCCCAAUCCACAACCCCUUUGUGUUCUAAGUGGAAACAGACAAAAGAGGUGAAGAUUAAGAAAAGAUUCUUACAGCAAAAAUCUUCAUUUCCUAAACAGGUGAAUUAUGAUCUUGCUAGCAAUUUAAUAAUAAGCUAUGACCCAAAGGUAGCUGCUUCAGCCCAACCUCCUGAUUCUCAAGCCAAGUCUGCUGCUAUCGAGCGAGCCACUGAGGUUCAAGCAAGCCUACCAUCCGAGUUACCUAGUUUUGUUAAGCCAAUGCUUCCAUCACAUGUUACAGGUGGCUUUUGGCUGGGGUUUCCCAAGAAAUUUUGUGAUGUUCAUCUGCCAAAGCAUGAUGAAAUGGUUGUGCUGGUGGAUGAAGAUCAACAAGAAUUCAACACAAAGUAUCUUGUGGACAAAACUGGAUUGAGCGGUGGCUGGAGAGGGUUCUCGAUUGCUCACAAAUUGCUUGAGGGAGAUGCUCUAGUUUUCCAAUUGAUUGAACAUUGGAAAUUUAAGGUCUACAUUGUUAGGGUAAAUGGUCUAAAUGAAAUCGACGGGGCUCUUGGUCUUCUAAACUUAGUUCCUUGUGGCAUGAAUGUCUGUCGAAUAAAAAAGGACUCCAGGAAUCCUCAGAGAGCUGAAGAUAUGGAUAUAGACUUGCAUCAAAACGAUAUUCAAGAAAGAGGUUUGGUAACGUAUGAUCAAUCAGGAGACGAUGGUGAGUAUAUAGACUCGGAAGUUUCUGAAGGACUCAGAUUCUCACAAUCUGUUCUUGAGUUCAAGGAUAUAAAGGGUAUUGACGAUUUCAGCAUCGUUAUGGAUGGUUUAAUCAUAGAUUCUGAAAUACCAAAGCAUUUUCAAAUCAAAUACUAUGAUCUAUGCUGUAGUCAGAAGACAUAUCUUCACGAAAACCUGCUCAAGGGUCUCAAUGUUCAACUAGCGGUUGGAAUAAUUCUUGAAACUGUUACAAUCGCUGAUGCCAUCAAAGCUUGUAAAGUGACCACCACUCGUGACAAUUUUGAAACAUGGGAUAAAACUCUAAAGGCCUUCGAAGAGGUGGGUAUGAGAGUUGGGUUCUUACAAGACCGGAUCAGUAAACUUAUAGGUUUAUUGUUUGAAUCAGAGGAGAUCUUGGAGGCAAAGAGGAAUGAACAAGUGAAAGCAGAAGAUGAGAUGAGAGUUAUGAACCAAAAGCUUUGUGGGGUUAGAGAAGCAAUCAAGAAUCUUAAUGUUGAGAUCGAAAGUUUGGAGAUGAAAUGCCAGAAACUUAAGCCAGUCUUUCUUAAAGAAGCUAAUGCACCUUGGUGACGGACAUAUUUGCAUGGUACUCAAUGAUGCAGUUUUUGUGUAGAAACUUUUUUGUGGGAACGAAAACAUUGAUCUCGUUUGAGAUGAUUUUGUCAUUGUGCGUGCGCAAUGAAGGUUUCCAGUUUUGUGGAUGGUUUGAUGUGGUCGUUGGGUGACUGAUGCCGAUCAUUGAUGAUCACGCGUCUAUUAGGAAUGUAGUAUGAAUUACACAAGUUGUAUAAUUGGGUUUUGUAAUAGCAACUUGUCAUCUGAACGUAGAUUUGGCGCCCUAUGCUAUUGUAAGAAACUUUUGAGCCUUCUCGGGGCCUAUACAAUUCUACGAUCGUCUUUCUGACAUAAUCUAUAUUUGUAUUAGACAAAGUCUUAAAGACAAG
Cynara cardunculus var. scolymus (artichoke) is the source of this 1720-nucleotide messenger RNA. Its product is annotated as B3 domain-containing protein Os01g0234100-like. The transcript has 7 exons. Lineage: Eukaryota; Viridiplantae; Streptophyta; Magnoliopsida; Asterales; Asteraceae. Bases 42 to 1346 code for a protein of 434 amino acids. The record is from RefSeq and is a predicted model, not a curated record. Gene Ontology annotation, molecular function: DNA binding.